AUGACUGACUCAGGAGCAGCCCACCCGUCCCCGCCCUCACUUGCGGAGCCCUUUAAGCUCCAUACUGCCCCCGCGGGGUCCAACCGCCACAAGAAUAGCUCACUAGCCACCGCUGUCGCGCCCUCGUACGAUUUGUACCAGCAAGACGACGCGCAACGGACGCACCGAGAACGGAAAGAAUUAUACAUUAAGGCACUCGAGGAUGAAGUACUGAGACUAAAGGAGAUAUUUAGCAAUGUUUCUCAAGACAAGGAGAAGCUUUCGGAAGAAAACAAGCAGCUCAAAACCGUUCUCGCUCAGAACGGUAUAAAUGUCCCAAGAGACGAGGCGCCCCCGCGUAGUGCUAGCCUCGGGUAUACUUCGACCGCCAGCAUCUCCGGCCAUAGUUACGCCCAAGGCUCCCACAGCGCCUUCACCCCCUCUCACGUCCCACUGCGACAAUUGACUGCCCAGCAGGCGCAGGCUGGUCGAGGCAUAGAUUAUGAGCAGGCAGGCAUUGACUUCGUCUUAACUCUCGAAAAGCCCUGCAUGACCCAUCUCCCAUGGCUACUAGAGAGGUCAGGUGACGCCGGUGGCGAGCCUUGUGGCCAUGCCCUCAUGGCAUCCUGUCCCCCGGAGCCUUUUCCGGAGCUCACACCAGAUAUCCCCUUUGGAUAUACGCAUGUCAACGGAGACCUAAGUUCAGGUCAACGCACAUGGGAGCUUAGCAAGGGCGACCUUGCCACUCUACUAGAUCUCAGCAAGAGACUCGAUCUCGACGGAGAGAUCACUCCCGUAAUGGCCUGGGGAAUGGUCUUGGGCUAUCCGAGAUUCAACGAACUGCGGCCCGAGGAUUUCCUUAAGCUCGCAGAAGAGCUCACUUCCAAGGUCCGGUGCUAUGGCGAUUCCUUCACCUAUACAAACGAGACUUUUGAGAUAAUGACGGUCAAGAGCCUCGUCGACCUUGUCGACAGCUGCCCGCCUGAUGAUGGCUGGGGCUGCAGCGUCACCUCCGACAUCACCCUAAACGGUGUCCCCUACGCCCCCUUCUCCAAAGGCGACAAGUUGAGCCGUGUCGCCGACUGGUCAUCAGAUUCCAAGGAUCGUGAUGGCAGGGGAAGGAACCAGUACAACAGGAACUAUCGUGACCAACAAGUAUACGGCGCAAACCAUGCCGUGAUCUUUAACGCUCCCCCACCGAAGACGAGGGAAGCUUCUCGGUUGUCAGCAACACGCGAGACAGCGGCAAGACCCGAUACGGACGUGGCGCCGUUUUCACAAGAGGCCGCGGUCAACGCGGUGGCCGUGGCGACAGGGGACGGGACGACAGACACUCAAAGAUCCGGCCGUGGAGGCCAGCAGGGCUACGGUGGCUAUGAUCGCGCUGGCAGGCCGAGCGCCGGUGGCCGCGGUGGCCGUCGCUUCGGCUGGAGGGACUACGACAAGCCUGCCCGAAACCGAGACGCCAGCGUCAACGUCAAGGCCGAGUGGCAACUCUUGGAGGAGAUUGACUUCAACCGCCUUUCCAAGCUUAACCUCGAGGCUGAUGAGGGUGAGGAUGUUGAGAGCUACGGUUUCCUUCACUACUACGACCGAUCCUUCGACAAGCCCGCUGUCAAGGGCACGGAGAAGCGCCUCACUGCGCUGGACCGUGCCGCGUACAAUGUCACGACUACUUCCGAUCCCGUAAUCCAGGAGCUCGCCGACAAGGAUGAGGCCACCAUCUUUGCCACCGACAAUGUCCUGUCCAUGCUCAUGUGUGCUCCCCGAUCCGUCUACCCUUGGGAUAUCGUCGUCGUCAGGCAAGGCAACAAGGUCUUCUUCGAUAAGCGGGACAACGCCGCUCUCGAUAUGGUUACCGUCAAUGAAAAUGCCGCGGAUGCUCCCAUGGACGCUUCGGAUGGUAACAAGGACACCAUUAACCAGCCCGGUGCUCUUGCUGAGGAGGCCACCUACAUCAACCACAACUUUGCCAACCAGGUUGUUCUCGAGAACGAGCGCAAGGUUGAGAUGCCCAACGCUAACCCCUUCUACAACGCCUCUGAGGAUACCGAUCCUCCUGCCAGCAAGGUCUACAAGUACAGGAGGUUCGACCUUUCCACCAACGAGGAAAACCCCGUUUCGUUGAUUGUCCGAGCCGAGCUCGAUGCUGUCCAAAAGAACGCGAUUAGCGGUGACGAUCAAUUCCUCACCGUCAAGGCGCUUAACGAGUUCGACAGCAAGGCUCCCGGCAGCGGUGGCGCUCUGGACUGGAGGGCCAAGCUCGUCAGCCAGCGCGGUGCCGUUGUUGCCACCGAGAUGAAGAACAACAGCUGCAAACUUGCCAGGUGGACCGUUCAAAGUAUUCUAGCCAAGGCCGACCUAAUGAAGCUCGGUUUUGUCUCUCGUGCUACUCCCCGUGCGAAUGACAAGCACGUUAUCCUCGGUGUUGUCGGCUGGAAGCCCAGGGACUUCGCCACGCAAAUGAACCUCUCUCUUUCCAACGGUUGGGGCAUCGUCCGGACCAUUGCCGACAUGUGCUUGCAACAUGGCGGUGAGAAGUUUAUCCUCGUCAAGGAUCCCAACAAGCCUAUUGUCCGCCUGUACGAGAUCCCUGCGGGGUCUUUUGACGAGGAUGAUGAGGAGGGUGAUGCCAUCGAGGAGGUUGCGGAGACGGAAGAAUAA
Molecule: messenger RNA, 2643 nt
Organism: Parascedosporium putredinis
Lineage: Eukaryota; Fungi; Ascomycota; Sordariomycetes; Microascales; Microascaceae
Source: the annotation of a GenBank genome assembly